This is a messenger RNA of Rosa chinensis, 2076 nucleotides long. Its product is annotated as heparan-alpha-glucosaminide N-acetyltransferase. Bases 312 to 1739 code for a protein of 475 amino acids. The record is from RefSeq and is a predicted model, not a curated record. NCBI's taxonomy places the organism in Eukaryota, Viridiplantae, Streptophyta, Magnoliopsida, Rosales, Rosaceae. The transcript is spliced from 11 exons.
CGACCCAAGGAUAUAGAUCGAGGAGCAAAGAGAGACCAGAAACUAGAAGUAGAUAGAUUGAGAGAGAGAGAGAAAAAGAGGGGUUGUGAUUGAGCCACUUUAAAGUGAGACGGACACAGCUCCCCCCCUCUUUCCUUUCCAUUCAUAGCCUCUCAAAAUAACAGAAAAUACAAACCAAAAAAAGUUGGAUACAAAUAAUCCGGCUUUUUUUCCAGCAGCAAUCUAGCGCCGCAGCGAAGGAGAAUCGAGGACGCCUUCAUCCAUCUCUCUCUUCUCCUUCGCUCCUUCUGACCCCCUCCCUAACCAGGGAGAUGGCGCUGUACGAGCCUAUCAAAGGUCACGAAGUUGAUGAGGAACACAGAAUGGCGGAUUCCGUGAUCCUCAACAACAGUAGCAAGAACGUCGACGAUGAUGAUGAUGUUGAGAUGGCUAUCCGGGUCUCCAAACUGAGAUCCGCCGCCCCUCCCAACGACGCCGUUUCCGUCGCCACCGCCUACAGUCACCCCGAGGCAACCUCAUUGCCCUGUUCCAAGGUGCGCCACCAACAACACCAUCAGCUACGGCUCGUUUCGCUCGACGUCUUUCGCGGACUUACGGUUGUGCUGAUGAUACUGGUGGACGAAGUUGGUGGACUUGUGCCUGCUAUCAACCAUGCACCCUGGAAUGGUUUGACACUUGCAGAUUUAGUCAUGCCAUUCUUCCUCUUUAUGGUUGGUGUUUCACUUUCCCUUGUCUACAAGAAAUUAUCAUGCAGGGCCAUUGCAACUAAAAAAGCAUUAAUAAGGGGGUUGAAGCUUCUAGCAUUAGGCCUGUUUCUUCAAGGUGGAUUUUUCCACGGCAUCAAGGAACUAACUUUCGGGGUCGAUAUUGCAAAGAUGAGAUGGAUGGGCAUUCUCCAGAGAAUUGCAAUAGGAUAUUUAGUAGCUGCAUUGUGCGAGAUUUGGCUAAAGGGUGAUGGUACUGUUAGUUCAGGAUCAUCUCUGCUCAAGAAGUAUAAACUUCAGUUGGUUAUGGCACUGAUGAUAACUGUGACAUAUCUAUUAUUAUUAUACGGCUUGCAUGUUCCUGAUUGGGAGUACCAAAUUUCUACUGGACCCUCCUCUGCACCAAAAACAUUUUCGGUGAAAUGUGGAGUAAGGGGUGACACAGGACCGGCAUGUAAUGCUGUUGGGAUGAUUGAUCGCAAGUUAUUGGGUCUUAAGCAUUUAUAUAGAAGACCAAUCUAUUCAAGAACAGUGCAAUGCAGUAUUAACUCCCCGGAUUAUGGGCCAUUACCUGCUGAUGCUCCUUCUUGGUGCCAAGCCCCUUUUGAUCCUGAAGGACUUUUAAGUUCAUUGAUGGCCAUUGUUACCUGCUUAGUUGGUUUGCACUAUGGUCACAUCAUUAACCAUUUUAAAGAUCACCGGAACAGAGUUCUGCACUGGACUAUCUCAUCCACGUCUCUCGUAGUCUUAGGCCUUGCCUUGGACUUAUUUGGUAUGCAUAUAAACAAGGCUCUCUACACAUUCAGUUACAUGUGUAUGACAGCUGGUUCUGCCGGCAUUAUCUUUGCUGGGAUUUACUUAAUGGUUGAUGUUUGUGGCUACCGGCGUCCAACUAUUGUGUUGGAGUGGAUGGGGAAGCACGCAUUGGCAAUUUUUGUUCUUGUAGCUUGCAAUCUCUUUCCAGUUAUUCUCCAUGGAUUCUAUUGGGGCAAGCCUCAGAAUAACAUUCUCACCUUAAUUGGAAUUGGAAAAUGAACUGACGGAGGCUAGUUCCUUGGGUUAUACAAGUUUGAGUUCGACUAAUUUUGUUGCAUUUGGAGACGAAGAGAGAUGAUUUGGAGUUUGGUCUUUUUGUAGAGGCGGCAUCACAUUCUCUCUCCCUCUUACUCUCUUCCAUGUAUUUAUUGGAGCUUCUGUACAUAAAAUGGUGCAGGCCUAACCUUUUACUAAUCAGGCUUGCAUUAAAAAAAGAAAUACAUGGAGAGAUUUGAAAUUGCUUGCGGUAUCUGUAAAUAGGAAGGAUUUCAAGGUAUACUUAUUAUUUGUACGAUUAUAUCAAAUAUUGCUUUGGUGCCACAUGCAUUAUCCCUCA